Pecten maximus is the source of this 3488-nucleotide messenger RNA. RefSeq names its product alpha-(1,3)-fucosyltransferase C-like. Bases 420 to 1643 code for a protein of 407 amino acids. The record is from RefSeq and is a predicted model, not a curated record. Gene Ontology annotation, molecular function: alpha-(1->3)-fucosyltransferase activity. Lineage: Eukaryota; Metazoa; Mollusca; Bivalvia; Pectinida; Pectinidae. Gene Ontology annotation, cellular component: membrane. The transcript is spliced from 4 exons.
UUUGGUUAUUUCUUGGCGCAAGUGUACUGAAGCAUGCCCCUAACGGCUGUAGUCUGUUCCAGUCCCGAGAGCCGCGUAUGUUGGACAAUCAGUGACAUGCCGGGGACAGUAUUGACCUUAUUGUGUUUUACACUUGAUGUGGAACCGUGUCCCUUUUUGGUGUUGUAUUAAAUUCUGACGAGCUCUCAAAGGAAUCACUGUAAUUUAAUGCCUGAAGAGAUAUAUUGGACUCACUGGAAUUCAAUAGAAAUCACGUGAUAGCGCCAUUAAAAACCCGUACGCUAUACGCACCCGUGUCAACACGGGUGAAAUAAUCGACCGCAGUGUAUGUGUCUGUGAGUCGUGAACAGAUUAGCCUAUUCCACGUUCUGGCCAGGAUUUGAAGAUAUCGAUCCUCACAGUACACACGGGGCGGACCAAUGAGGCUCCGGAAUUUUUUUCUCAAGAUGCCCGGCCUCCGAGGUCGCAGAUAUGCUCUUGUAUUUCUGAUGUUAUAUAUCCAUGUAUGGAUAUUGUGUCUAAUACAUAAGUCGGCCUUGACUGACAAUGAGACAUUAUAUAUGGACACGGAAGUGACGAAAUCUCAAAAACAUGUCGUUCAGUUCUCCAGUCGAGACUGGGUAGAUAAAUCAGAACGCUUAAUUCUCAUAUGGACACCGAUGUUUCUGAAUUGGUUCUGGACUGACGUUUUACAGAAACAGAUGAGCGAAUGUACGCAUGCGUGCUCGGUCACUUCCGACCGUUCGCGGAUUAAGGAAGCGGACGCCGUGUUAUUCCAUAUUUUUGACCUGUGGUUCUGGGUUGGAAUGCCGACUUACCGUGACCCUCAUCAGGUUUGGGUUGUUUGGUGGGCCGAGCCAACAACUCGAGUCUGGCCAGAUCUACAUCGGUUCCGUUACACAUUUAACUGGACCAUGAAUUAUCGUAGGGAUUCUACAGUAGAGGCCCCAUUCGGUGUUGCUGUGCCUUUAUCAAAGGAGGAAAAGAAGGAAAAGGAAAUUUGGUUUAAUUCACAAUUUUACACGUCUAUAAAACAUAAAGUUAAUAACGUGGCUAUCACGAACAGUGACUGUUACGACGAAGUUCAGCGCUACCGUCUUGUUGAACAGUUAAGGAAACACGUACCAGUCGAUUUCUACGGUCGGUGUGGCAACCUUUCCUGUCCAAGAGAUAACGAGGUAUGCUAUACCAAACUCAAGAGUUAUAAGUUCAUGAUUCAGUUUGAAAACAGUUACUGUGAUGACUAUGUUUCAGAAAAAUACUGGAAUUCGCUGCUGUCAGACAACGUUCCCAUUGUCAACUGGAGAAUACAACAACAGCAUUAUCCGGUUAUAAAUCAUACAUUCAUCAAUAUAUUUGACUUUACCGAUAUGAAAGCAGCGGGGGAAUACAUAAAAAAGGUAGCGUCCAAUGAUGAGUUGUACAGGAGCUACUUUAAAUGGAGGACAGAGUAUAAGAUUAUCAAAACCGGUAUAUGGGCCCAGUUUUGUAAUCUUUGUGACGCUUUGCAUGAUUCUAAGCGGCCCGCUCAGGUCAUUGAUGACCUCCAGGCCUGGGUGGAGGACGAUACGUGUGUGAAAGGAACGCCAUGGAAUUUUCUGGAGAGAAGGAUCAACCGACACAUCUUUGAUAUGGGCUACUAAUGUUUGACGGACAAUUGGACGGACAUAUACAUUGUUACUGGACUUAAAUUAAAACAGACGGACGUUGAAUAGACAACUGGCAAGGUAUGAAGCGAUCAUGCAGAUUUUCACUGGAUUAACUUCAACAAAUAGACAACUGGAAAGAUAUAGGACGUUGAUAAGAGGUAUCGAACGGGUCAAGUGCAUGAGGGGCACGAGACAGUAGCAUGAACUACGUUAUUGAGGCAAUUGGAGAUUAACGGCCGGACGUACACUUGUACGGACAGCAGACAAACAGCUGCGUCGAUACAAUACGGAAUCGGGCAUACAGCUAAGUCGACUUAAAACUGAUGUUGGAACAAUGCCGGCAAAUCGAUCUCCGGGACAGACAAGUGGAAAUAUAUUCCACGUAAAAUUGACAAUGUUUAACCAUUUGGACGAAGAUUUAUCUCUAGAUACUGCGUGACAAUACAGACUGCCAUUAUGUCGAGUUUGAUAGUUUGAUAUACGGCCGAUAAUGUUAAUUCUAUAUGUCAGUCAGUUAUGGAAAAGAUCAAUAUGCUAAGAAAAUUAAAAUUCAUAUUAAAACGAGAUGAUCUACUUAGAAUUCAUAAAACUUUCAUUCUACCUACCUUAGAAUAAACUUUGGGAUGGGUGUUCAAUAUCUGACUCUAUGAAAUUAGAAUUAGCUCAACGUGAGGCAGCUCGCAUCAUAACUGGUUUACCAUCUUAUAUAAAUAUUUCAGCUCUAUAUUCAGAAACGAGCAUUGAGACUCUUUCUUGAAAAUUAUGUCUUGUUUUUUAUAAAAUGGAUAGAAUUUAACACCAAAUUUUCUCCAUUGUCUUCUUCCUCCAAAAGUAGGCGAUGCUAACAACUACACUCUUCGAACUAACAAUAAUUACAGAAUUCCCCACUACAGACUCUCCCUUACUCCUCCUUUAUACCUUCCUCUCUGUGGAAUGACCUGGACGUAACUACUAGAUCAUCUCCUUCCUUGGCAACUUUUAAGAAAACGAUAUCCAGAUCUGAUGAAGAUAAAUAUCCAGCUUUUUUAAAAUUUUGGUGACAGAAAAGUAGUAUAGGUUUCAGAAAGACUAAUAUUAUACAUACUUAAUUACGACAUAGAUGUAGUCAAUUAAAGUAUGAUUUGUUCCGUGCAAACCUCAUAAACAGUCCCGAUUGUAGCUGUGGAAAUACAUGUAGUUGUGAGAGUGUCCAUCAUUUUUUCUUUGAAUUUGAAAAUUAUGUAAAUUGAAGGGAUGUUUUAUUUGAUCAUUUAAGAAACUUGAAUAUAAAUAUAACUUUGAAUGUUUUACUGUAUGGCGAUAAACUGUAUGCCGAAAAUAUAAACUUAAAUAUUUUCAACCACGUGCAUCAUUAUAUCAAUUCAAGAAAAGAUUUUGAUAUACAUAUUUACAUAUUUAUAACUAUAUACAAAAUGUGUUGUUAUGUAAAUCUAUUGAUAUUGUGUAGGCCAUUGAAUGUUGUAUUGUUUAAUCUAUAUUGAGUGCUUUUAUAAGUUGUAAAAAACUUGUGCCCUAUCCUUUUGUUCAAAUGACAAUAAAAUAAGUUUAAUAUAUAUAUAUAUAUAUAUAUACAUUGUAUAUACGCCCGUUCAGCAACCUCGUGCGGUUAAAGUUUAGGUUUCUUCAGUGGUCUACAUUUCAAUCAGGUUAUGCGUUAAUUUUUGACAUGUAUAUUAAUAUGGGCCUAACGACGUCAUUAUUGAUUCAAUUAUGGAAAAAAAAAUGGAAAUUUCUCGGUGAAAGCCUUGGUGUAUGUUUUCCUUAGUUAUGUACGGUUCUAUUGUCCUAAUUUUUGGCGUAGAUGUUCCGGUUGAAUCUACAAUUUUCAUAUAAAUAAGG